Messenger RNA from Microbotryum saponariae, 2529 nucleotides. The record is from the annotation of a GenBank genome assembly. NCBI's taxonomy places the organism in Eukaryota, Fungi, Basidiomycota, Microbotryomycetes, Microbotryales, Microbotryaceae.
AUGCCCAGCAAGUCUGACGUGCCUGAGGUGUUCAAAAAGCCAUUGAAGCCUCUCAGUGCCCAGGUGGGUAUUCUGUCCUCGCUGUGGCUGGUUCAACUCGCUGAUUCGCAAGCUUCUCCUUGUCGUCGGCAUUGGCUAUCGUUGCUUUGGUGUAGCCUCGCUUCGGCUUUCCGCAAGCUACUUCACGAGGCGCCAUCUCGAGCAGCACCAAUGUGUCGAGUGCAAAAGUGAAGGGCAAGGCGAAGCGGGUGGAGACGAUUGAUCUGAGUCCGUGCUCGAUCGACUCGCUCAGCGUUGUCACGGCUUGUCAUCCAACUCACGCGAUGCGCCUGCUUCUAGCAGCUGAGGAUGACGACCUUCUCGAACCAGUCAAGCGAACAAAAAAGCUCCCAAAUGAACUUCCGACAUCACAGCAGGACCAAGGUCUCUGGGUCGAGCAAUACCCCCCGAAGGUUCGGGUACGUCGUGUCCUCCCUCGUCGCUGUUGAGCUCGCCUGCUCUGCUACGGCGCUGACCAAUUUCCCUCUCCGAACUCCGACAGGACUCUUUAGCCGUACACAAGAAGAAAGUGUCAGACGUCGCAUCCUGGUUCGACGAAGCUUGGAAACCCAAGCUCGCGAAAUGGCGAAGGGUGUUGGUGCUCAGUGGUCCGGCCGGAGCGGGCAAGACCGCGACUGUCAAGGUGUUGGCAGAGGAAAUGGGUGUCGAGAUCCUCGAAUGGGGGAAUGGGGGUAAUUGGGAGGUCGCCAAUGAUUCGGGUAAGUCUGGAAUUGGGGGUCUUAAGCGAGUUGCUCGAGGCCGGCAACACCUGACGUCGGGGUCAAAAAUCUUGGCUAGGUCGAGAGUCCAUCGUGCACCAGUUCACCUCAUUCCUCGCCCAAGCUGGUAUGGCACCCGCUCUCCAACUCGGACCCGAUCCCUCUCUACCUUCCACUCAACCCAGGCCAUCCACUUCAAGCCACAAAGCUGAGGAUCUCUCCUCCCGUUCCAAAGCUCCUCGACUGAUCCUCCUCGAGGACCUGCCCAACACGUCACACUACCCGACCAAACUGGCUUUCCGAUCCUCCAUCCAGCAAUACCUCGCUUCCCCUCGCGUCACCUGUCCUAUCGUGAUCAUCAUCUCCGAGGCUCUCUCCCGUCCUGGGGCCGACUCGAUCGAGAACAACGCCGGUGGGGGUUUGAUGUUUGAUUCGCGCAAUUCGGAUUCGUACGAUGCGAGAUCAGUUCUCGGAAACGAGGUACUGUUGCAACCGGGCGUGAGGGAGAUCAAGUUCAACGCUAUUGCUCCUACAGUCAUGAAGAAGCCCUUGCUUCAUAUACUCGAUCAAGUUUACGAAAAUGCGGACAGGGCACCCAGGGGGGCCAAACCGAGUGUGACUGCGGUCGAGCAAGUGAUCGCGUGCUCGAAUGGGGACUUGAGGUCCGCUUUAAUGAGUUUACAGUUCUUGGCAAGCUGCGAUGAUGCGAAAUGGGGUGGGGAGGAUGCGAAGAUUAGAAAGGGCAAGAAGAGGAAGAGCGAUGGUCAGCCUGUGGGCGAGACUUCUUCGGGAAAAGACCAGGUUAAGAAGCUGUGAGUGGCGUGAGGGAUUCCCUGGGGAGUGGGCGGGAACUUAUCAGAUCUGUUUUUCCUCAUGCAGAUUACAAUUCGUCACCUCGCGAGAAGCCUCGCUCUUCAUCUUUCACGCCUUGGGGAAGGUGCUCUAUUCGAAACGAUGGAACAUAUCCGCCGAAGAGGACAAGAAGGACUUCAACCGAUCCGGGAUCCUCCAACGGCCCUCCACCUCGACCCCCCUCCCCAAACCCCCUCGUCAUCUUCGCGCCAAAUACUCACGCGAACCCUCCAAAGUCGACCCGGACCAACUCUUCGCCGAAGCUCCUAUCGAUCCGGAUGUUUUCCUCUCCUAUCUGCACCACAACUACGCCCAUUACACCACCUCGAUUGAACAAGCCUCCGAGAUCCUCGAAUCCUACUCCAUCUCGGACUCCCUGAUGCGGUUCGAAGGGGAGAACGAGUCUUCCUCCCUCCGACGGGUCCCUCUGACAGGUCAGUACUCCUUCGCCGUCGCGGUCAGAGGAACGCUCUUCCAUCUCCCCAGUCCAGUACCGAAAAAGAAGCAGACGUUGAGGAAAUCUGAGGUAUGGGAUCAGUUGAAGAGGACGAGGGAGAAUGAAGAGCUCUUGUACAACUUUGCUUCGAAGGGUUAUUUGGGGGAGGAUUUGAAAGUGGGGAAAGCGACAAGGGUCGAUCGGGCUCCUUUGGUCGGGAGGAUGAUGAGGGAUAAGGGGAGUGGUGGUGGGGUCCUUAGGCAUGCGGCUUUUUUGGUUCAGUUGGCGACGUUCCCGACCGUUUCGAUGGCCGAGACGCAGAUGGUCGUGAGAGGGGAGGCGUUGGAGGAGAAGGAGACGCUUGAUGAGGAGGAAGAAGAGCCGGCUGACGAUGAUGAUAGGGACGAGCCGAUGGACCACGCUUUCGAAGAGGUCAUAGUGGAGGAAGAGUUGUACGAUCCCGACGAUGAUAUCGAAGAGUGA